AGCACGGAAGCGGAAGGGCGGGUCUUAAUGUCAGCUGGACGUACGGGAGUCGGACGAGUUUCCACUACGCGUCGAAGUGCCUGGUGUGUGGAUUUGAAUUAUUGAGUCAAAAUGUCUUCAAACAACAUGAACGAUCCUCGCCGACAGAACAAAAUCUUCAGGUACAAGCCCCCAACAACAGAAAAUAACCCCACUCUGGAAGACCCAACCCCUGACUACAUGAAUUUACUUGGGAUGAUUUUCAGCAUGUGUGGACUCAUGUUGAAGCUUAAGUGGUGUGCCUGGAUAGCAGUCUACUGUUCUUUCAUCAGCUUUGCCAACUCCAGAAGCUCUGAGGACACCAAGCAGAUGAUGAGUAGUUUCAUGUUAUCCAUCUCUGCAGUUGUCAUGUCUUACUUGCAGAACCCUCAGCCUAUGUCUCCCCCGUGGUAGCUGGACUGUCUGGCCAUGUUGGGCCAAGGAGACGGAGACCCAGCUUUCCCCGUUUCACAGUGGAGCUUUUGUUGGCCCAUAGAGCAG
Messenger RNA from Erpetoichthys calabaricus (reedfish), 519 nucleotides. It is a transcript of the gene wdr83os, whose product is annotated as WD repeat domain 83 opposite strand. The transcript is spliced from 4 exons. The coding region runs from base 112 to 432 and encodes 106 amino acids. Gene Ontology annotation, molecular function: protein folding chaperone. Gene Ontology annotation, cellular component: endoplasmic reticulum membrane. The record is from RefSeq and is a predicted model, not a curated record. Gene Ontology annotation, biological process: protein insertion into ER membrane. NCBI's taxonomy places the organism in Eukaryota, Metazoa, Chordata, Cladistia, Polypteriformes, Polypteridae.